Molecule: messenger RNA, 960 nt
Organism: Momordica charantia (bitter melon)
Lineage: Eukaryota; Viridiplantae; Streptophyta; Magnoliopsida; Cucurbitales; Cucurbitaceae
Product: CAAX amino terminal protease family protein
Biological process (GO): CAAX-box protein processing
Cellular component (GO): membrane
Molecular function (GO): metalloendopeptidase activity
Source: RefSeq, a predicted model, not a curated record
GUAAAGCCUGGAGUGUGGAAGAAGACUUGUGAGAGCAAUGAUAUUAUUGAUACAGCAACGGCCUCGUCUUCAUCCUCCAGGCGCUAGGCCGGGAGAAUUCAUCGAAAGAUUACAUUCGAAAAUAAAAUUAUGCCCCGUUCCCCAGCUUUGGAGGUUCAGCUUCGAUUCUAAAGCUUCGUUGAAGUGUUUCUGCAACAAGAAUGAAACUACCCAUGAAGCCUCUCAGGGCUUCUCUGCUCUGCCACGGUAUGCCACUUGGGAUAAUGGUACCGCAUGGAGCACACUGGCGCUCUACAUUUUCAGUCUGCACAUUCCUUUGAGCUUUGGAAGCUUGUCUUUCGUUUCCCAACUAAUGCAUGAACCUGUUCUUGACCCCCAGACUAAGGCACUAUCCAGACUUGCAAUUCAAACUAUAGAGUUCAUUGUGACUCUUUUUAUACUUAAGGUCACUGCUAAGCCAAACUAUAGAUUCAGAAACUUCUUUGGAGAUAACAAGUUGGGCAGUGAGAGGAAUUGGCUUUUGGCAUCGGCUAUUGGAGUCGGGUUCCUUUUCACCUUAGUCUUCCUUACAUCACUUCUUGUAGAAAGAGCGAUCGGACCGAAGGCUGUAAACAAUCCUGUGCUGAAGGAGAUCCUUGACAGCAGCAACAUCUCAAGAGCAGCAUGCUUCAUAGCAUAUUGUGUUGUGACUCCCUUAUUGGAAGAGACAUUAUACAGAGGCUUUCUAUUAGCAUCAAUCUCAUCUGAGAUGCAAUGGCAGCAAGCAGUUAUCGUCAGCUCGGCAGUCUUCAGCGCAGCUCACUUAUCGGUCGAAAAUUCUUUACAACUAUUCAUCAUUGGGUGUGUCCUCGGAUGCUCAUACUGUUGGACUGGAAAUUUAAGGUCUUCAAUUCUCAUACAUUCUUUGUACAAUGCAAUGACCCUUCUUUUAACUUAUUUAUCCUAAUGAUUGAUUUCACA